AUAUAACCAGUCGGCAUGAGACUGACCAAAUCAGAAAUAUAAUCCGAACUAUGCGUUUGCCUGUUCCCCAUUCAAAUCUAAUCCAUGGGGAGCAUGUCUCCCCGCUGCUAAUAUAAUUGUCGUUAAACAAAAUGUGGAAAUCCUUUUCCGCUAUAUAAUUUACACGUUUUCGCCAUUAAGCUGUUUUCUCGUCUAUCCUUGUUGAUUUAGAAACAUAGUUUUUCAAACCAUUAGAAAUGCUUACAAAUGCUGAAGCAAAUUGUACGUGAAGUUUUAUGCAAUCUUGAGUUGCAUUUCCGCGCAGGAUUUGAAACAGAAGCACGUGCAUUGUCAUUCAAUAGAUUAGGGGGUUAUUCAUUGUAAUUUAAAUUCCUCCGAAAAGCAAAAUGGCGUAAUUGCCGAUAAACAUUGAUUCUAUCACGAUAUAAUAUUCCGAAGCACUUAGGGCCGGAAAAAACAACGUAAAAGAGGGUGAUUAUUGUAGAAUAUACGUCUACAGCUUACAUUCAAAAGAUUCUUCCAACUUGUUAAACAUCGAGAAACGCUGAGGAAUUCUGGUAGAUACUUUUGAUCACAACAAAGAAGAAGAGCGAAAUUUUAACCGAGGAAACAAAUAGGAUUUAAUGAUGUCAAUGGUUCCACUUUUGUUUCUACUGGCGAUCCUGGCGACUGCUCGUGGCAGCUUGUGCGGGAAGAGGCAAUACAAACACGAAGGUCUAUGCUGCGAUAUGUGUAGACCGCAUAGUUAUGUAAAACAGCAUUGUACGCCCUACAACAACACAAUAUGUAGUUCCUGCGAAUUCGGCACCGUAAUGAAUUCAUACAAUUCUAAAGAGAAAUGUGACGACUGUCCGACGUUCGAAUACUACAACGCGAACUUUUUGGCCUGUAUGCCGUGUCAAACGUGCGGGGAAGGGGAAUACCCUAUUAGGACCUGCACGACACGGCAUAAUACGGAAUGUGAAGUGUGCCCUGAGGGUCAUUUCUCUAAUAUGACCGAAAAUAAGAACAGCACUUGUCUUCCAUGCACAAAGUGCCAAAUAUACUUGGAAAAAUGUAUUGCCACAAAGGACGCGUUGUGUGAUGCGGUGCCGCAGACGACAAAAAGUCCGACUCACGGUCCCACAACACUGACAGCAUCAACCAGAAGAACUAAAACUAUACAUUCAUUGCGAACAACUAAAGGAGAAACAAACGAAAGCAGUACCUCGUCGACGAACCUGACACUGCUCAUUGUAACAGCGGUGGUGUUGAUUUUCUUUUUCCUCGCCGUGGGUUUUAUCGUUUACUGGUGCACGAAGAAAAACUACCCACAAUGUCAGGGAGAAGGGUUACUCGGCGGUGCGCCACGGCAACGACGAUACAAGCAAUUACAAACAGGCCAGCUCCUGCGCAGUCAAAGCGCCUCUUUUCUUAUGAAACUCGUGGAGCUGCUCACUCCUGAAGGUAGGCCGAAUUGGAAAGAACUAGCGGCGAAUUUUGGCGAUUUUACUUACGAGGAAAUCGCCAACUUCGGAGUGGACAAAACAACUGCGGCCGAAAGGAUGCUUUGCGCAUGGCAGACGAAGAAUUCGUCCACGAUCGACAAAUUAUAUAAGUGUUGCCUCAACAUCAAAAGGGAGGAUGUUGCAACAUAUAUCGCCGAUUGUGUAAGCCAAACGACAGACACUACACUUGUGUAGACAACGGAUGACUUGCGCUGUAGACUAAAUUUUGAUGGAAGUAACUAGAAGAAAACAAAUCAUCACUGCUAGACAGAUCUUACUUAAAUUAGUGCAAAUGCGAAGUUUGGCUGCGAAAUUUUAUAAAAUUAGUCUAAAGCGCAAGUCGUCCAUGCGUUGCCAUUGGCCUUUCUCGAUAGCGAAUAUCCACCGUUUUCUGGGUAUUCACAUAUAUUUCUUUUAAUGGGUUGACGUAAUUGUUUAAAAGUAAACAAAGAACACUUUUCAGAAUGAAAUUUUGAAACCAUUUUACGUUAAAAAUAAUAAAUGUUUGCUAUUGGUUCUAUAAAUUAAAUCAUGCAAAAAUAUUAACUUUAAAAUGGCAGAUAUUUCUUAUCGUGAGAAAGGCUAAUUGUGUCUGUUGUUUCGUUCCUGCCGCUAGUCGCUUUUGCGUUUGAACAAAAUGAAGAAGUAUAAAUAACCAAUAGACCUUAUGCAUAAUGACGUAACAAGCCGUGACACCUGCAGGGAUGCUGGUCUAAAUAGACUAUUAAGACCAGAAUUCCCUGCAGGCGUCACGGCCUGAUACGUCAUUAUGCAUAAGGUCUAUUCACUUGGGAGCUUUGUUAUCCAUACACCGAAGAUUCGUGUAUCUAUACUUUUUAACUUCCAAAUUUAUCGGAUCAGUGGAAACUUGAUGUGCGCCUAUAUAAGUACGUUUUGCUCAUUUUAAGUUCACGCGAGGGGGCCAAACGCAUGUUUAUGCCCAAAAAGCAUUACUAAAUAGUGUUUAUACUUCUUGUAUGCUUGUUAAAACGUUAGAAAAUCUCAGUGAGAUCAUUACAAAAUUCGUAUAUCUUUAAAUGAAGAUAACUGAUUAGAUUCUAUAUAUUACCUUCUUUAUACUUUGGAAGUAUUUUACCGUAAGUAUUGCCAGUAUAUAUUUGGAUCGACAUAAACAUUCACAUGCAGCUGAUUUCAUAAAAUUUUUGACGAAAAUAUUCUUAACUUCGAUAACUCGGUUGUUCAGAAGUUCAAACAUUCGUGGCGAAGUUCAGAAGUUCAUCAUGAAAAUACGUUUAAGUACUGCGGUUGGCACAUAUAGAUUUCUAAACCAAUCAGAGACUUUGUUUACAAAAGGGAUUGUUCAAGAUUAUCAUGAGCUUUUGUAAUCAGCCACAAUCUGGUGAAACUUCCGAAUAUAUGGUCACAAACGUUUUAUAAAGUCAGCCGAAACUCUGUUUAACUGAUAUUCAAUAGAAUACUUGGUUCGAAGAUUCGGUGAAAUUGUAUUCACGUACUGCUCGAAUUUAGUCAAAAUAUUACAACUUGCACAUUUAGCUGCACAAACCAUAAAAUACAGCAUAGCAUAUUUAGCUGCAAAAACCUAGUUUAUAUCGAUCGGCUAUCAUACAAACCAUGUAUUCUAUCGACUAUAUGGUUUAACAAAACCACUAAUAUACUGGCAUAUUGUAAUAUUUACACAUUCCACUUUCGAUGGUUUACACAAAUGAGAUCAGUGUUCACCUCACGCCAUUUUAACCAACGCUUGGUUACUUAUCGAGGCUUGAGCUUAUAUAUUUUUUGGCUUAUGUCCAUCGCCGUAUGUAGUAUAAUUUAAUACACUAGUAGUACAUAUAGAUUAUUUUCAGACAAGUAUUUUUCUACAUUAUUUUAGAACCUAAUUUUUGGUUACCAUGAAUUUAUAUUUCAUACACCUUUCGAAUAGCCUUUAGAAUAUUUCUAUAUUUUUAUUUUUUGGGCAUUUUUUAGUAUAGCUAAAUGUUUUUCACGACAUAUUAUGUCAUAGCUAGAAAUCUAUUACUAUAGCAUUGGGUUUAGCUGUGCAAAUGCAUCUAGAUACAAUUGCAGAAGCAGUACAAUCUACAAAAAAUGACUGGAAAGACCUCCAGCCCACAAUUCGAUCAGUUUUCAAUUUCAAACUGAUGGUUUGAGAGACCACAGGGUACCGUAGGUUAUAGGAACCACCUAGCGCUUAUCUAUCUUAUCUGUAAUGUGCAUUUGCGCGUUAUUUCAAUGUUUGGAUGAUAUGAAAGCAAUACAGAUUGUGAGAUUAAGUAACAUCACCUAUACGGUAUAGGGAUCAGCACCUAUCAACACCUUUAGCUGUGUAAUCUUUGACUAUAUAUGCAGGUCAGAUAUAUUGUAGUUGAUUAUAAAUAUCAACGACGAAAUAAACAAGUUGUCUAAAGUAAGAGGAUAUUAAACUGUAAGCCAUGCUACUCUUGGCACGAGCACCGUCACUAUUAAUUUGUGCUCAACUAGAUUUACUCAUUAAAAUUUAUACAUGUUGCGAAUUUACAGGUACGUUAUUCGAUUGUGGUGUUAAUUUAAUUUGCCAUAAUUAAAAAGAAGGCGGCAUGUCGAUCUUUAAAACAGUAUUUUUCGAAGUGAAGUUAAAGGGAACAUAUCUCAUAUUCCACACAAGUGUUGACGUAAUGUAGUUUAACAUUUCUAACGUAAAUGGCUGAAAUGGCUGCACAAUCGACAUGACGCCAUGUUUUUUAUUACGGCAAACUAUAGGAAUUGUCAUAAGAGUAAAUAAAAUUAACAACUAUAUUAUGAAAUUAUUUUAUUGUUCUUUGAUUACGGUAUGUAGCGUAAUUUGGGAUUGAUAUAUAUGAUUAUUUAUAUGUGUACAUAUAUACUAUACUGUUUGUAGUUACUUUAAGUGACGUGGGAACAGUUGCAUUUGGUAAAAAUUCAUAAAAAAACAACUUGAAUGAAGUUGAACUUAUUUAGCGUUUGUAAAUUAUUACUAGAUGAAAAAUUAUUAAUUGAUAUUGUGUUAAAGUUCCUUAAUAAUAUUAUGCUAAAAAUACACUGCACUAUUAUGAGAACCUGA
Molecule: messenger RNA, 4527 nt
Organism: Dendronephthya gigantea
Lineage: Eukaryota; Metazoa; Cnidaria; Anthozoa; Malacalcyonacea; Nephtheidae
Product: tumor necrosis factor receptor superfamily member 16-like
Exons: 7
Coding region: 624-1682 (352 amino acids)
Biological process (GO): Rho protein signal transduction
Cellular component (GO): cell surface; plasma membrane
Molecular function (GO): death receptor activity; nerve growth factor binding; coreceptor activity
Source: RefSeq, a predicted model, not a curated record